AUGUCUCACACAGAGCGUAAAGUCUGGAGUCAAGAGGUACCUAAUAAGUAGGAAGAUGACGCAAUUCAAGAUCUAGUUGACGAAUUCGGGGACAAAAAUUGGAUUUUAAUUGCAGAAAAGCUCGUCGAAAAAUUCCAAAUUCAAGGAAGAACAGGAAAACAAUGUAGAGAACGUUGGCAUAAUCACAUUGAUCCAGGAUUAAAGAAAGCAGGCUGAACCAAGGAAGAAGAAAACAUUCUUUUCCAAAAGCAGAAAAUAUUUGGCAACAGAUGGUCAGAAAUAGCAAGAUACCUACCAGGAAGAUCUGAUAAUUCCAUAAAAAAUCAAUUCUACAGCACAGUAAGAAAAAAUUUAAGAAAAUACAAUAGGAAUAAGCCGACUGAUAAGCGAAUUGUAGGCUCUCUAAAGCAGCUUUUGCAGAACCCCGAAAUAGCCAAGAUUUUGAUAACUUAUAGUGGGCCUCAUGAAGAUCUGAAAGACCCAGAUACCAAAAAAUCUUAAUUAUCUAUAACGCUUUACGUCCACUACGGGGCAGCCAACUCCAGAGCUGCAACCAUAUUUAUCCAUGUGUCGAGCCCAGAAAUUGCUGGAUCGAUUCCUUUUGAUCGCAAUGCACGGGUAAAUAAGGCGCUCCAGCUUCGACGGGCUUCGCUGAUGCCACGGCUUUAUUCCGACUCAGCUCCUGCGCGUGUUCCGCCUGAGGGUCCAUCUCCCUUGGGAUGUGCUGAGGGGUAAAGACCUGAGAGUCUUGAUCGCACUGGGGAGCAGUUCCUCUGGUUAUCUCCAAAGUUAAACCGCUGUUGUUGUGCAGAAGUUCUCGAGGUAAAACCCAACCCCAUAAAUAAAAUUGCUUGAGUGAGAGAAAGUUAACUUCGCUUGAAGCGAAAGCCAUUUUAUUUAUGAAAGACCCAGAUACCAAAAAAUCAAAAAAAAAUAAAAAUCUGAGAAAAGCUUCUAUUAAUACUGAAGAAGUCAAUAACGAAGCUUCCUCAAUUUUGCAGUCACUAUAUGAUGACUCCAAAGAAAAGACGGAAAAUCCAGCCCCUCCGAAACUUGAAAAAAUAAAAGAGCUGGAGCUAAAAAUAGAUUCGGCGACCCCAAUUGCGAGCUUGAAUUCUACAACUCCACUGAUAGGUCAAACAUCGACUUUCCGAGGAGCACACGUUUUUAAUUUCCCUGAAGAUAGCACGAUGUAUUAUAAUUGGGAUGGUUAUAACGCUGGAGAAUUAGAUGGAAUUCAUGGGCCAGACUCGCAGCAGGACUCAAUGCCUUUUCAAAAAUUUGACUCUUUGCAAGGGUCUAGUAGGUCAGAAACUCUGAAUUUUUUGAGGCAAAUGCAGUCUCCACAUGCAAAUACUUUUAUUUUGCCUCCAUUUUCACCAAUGGAUUCAUUUCAGCACUAUCUUAGUCCAAGAAAUAAUAAAUAG
Molecule: messenger RNA, 1427 nt
Organism: Blepharisma stoltei
Lineage: Eukaryota; Ciliophora; Heterotrichea; Heterotrichida; Blepharismidae
Source: the annotation of a GenBank genome assembly